Messenger RNA from Monascus purpureus, 213 nucleotides. The record is from the annotation of a GenBank genome assembly. NCBI's taxonomy places the organism in Eukaryota, Fungi, Ascomycota, Eurotiomycetes, Eurotiales, Aspergillaceae.
AUGCCGAAAGUGACGGUCCGCUUCACGGAUGAGCCUUCUUCGGGAUUGAUGGACUCGGUUGUAAAGAUCCUUGAAGGGCCGGGGGGACCACCGCCGAUUGGGCUACGAACAUGGCCUCCGAUCUACUUGUCGGCGCGCGACAUGAGUGAUGAGGAAAUCGGCGAGCUGCAGAAACUCCGCGGCGUCGAUGUCGUCCGCCACGAGGAGGCAUGA